UUCAUCUAUCGACAGGCCCGAGAGUGAAAGGGUUAAUGAAACUGGAAGUCCAGCCCCCUCCCUGCUCUCUCUUUUUGUCUCUCUCUUUGUCUGGACGCAUCAGUCUCAGAAGCAAAGUUCCUACUAACCCUUGAUAAUUUGCUGUUUAUCACCAAAUUAUGCCACAUAAUCGUCCUGUCUGUGUCGGCAGAGUUUGAAUAUAUAAAUGCCACACUUUCCAGCUUGGAGAAGAAGAAGAAGCGAAGACUAGCAUAUCAAAACGAUGGAAAGUUGUUGACCUCACUGGAGCUGGUCUGACUGAAGGCUUUGGGAUUGAUAAGAUGCGUUCCAGUUCCAGUGUGGACGGACCGCCAAGCGCCAUUGGUAGGGGAGGCACUGGCAGCAACAACAGCAACAACAACAACAACAACAACAACAACAGCAGCAGCAGUGAAAACAGUGGAAAUUCAGGUUCCCAGUAUGCACUAUGUGCUUUGGGGGUCGGGCUUGUUGCCCUUGGCAUCGUGAUGAUCGUGUGGAGCGUGGUACCUGCAGACGCGGCCGGUAAUAGCAGCAGCAGUUCAGGAGGAGAUGGUGAAACUAGUGGCAGGAAACAUAAAGCGUCUUCUGUGGCCUUUGUCUUGGUGGGGUCUGGGGUGGUCAUGCUGCUGCUGUCCCUGUGUCUGGGAAUGAGGAACAAACAGCGAGAGCAGCAGAGGCUCCAACAGGCCCAGGACCACAGAGUAGUGGCAGCGAGGGAGCAGGAGCAAAGAGAAACUGCUGAGGAACAAGCCCACCGUUAUGCUGUACCCAGCUAUGAAGAGGUAGUAGGCAGUGGCCAGUACCCUGUCCGUCAGAGCAAUCCUCGCCCAAGCACCUCCCAGCUACCUUCCUAUGAUGAACUUGUCCAAGUUGAUGGUGUACAGUAUGAAUUUGAAGGGUCAGAGGCCACAAUUACCGGAUCACAGCCUGCUCCAGCUUCCAUUGCUUCUGCUGCUCCCGCUGCUGCUGCUUCCACAUCAAAUCGCAGAGCUGGGAAAAAUAGCCGUAAACUCCUCCCUAUCAAGAUCCGCCGGAUAAAAUCAGAGAAGCUGCACAUGAAAAACAUUGAUAACGCUCAGGAAGCACCUGGAUUCAGUAUAGAACCACUUACCCCUCCGCCGCAGUAUGAAGAUAAAGUGCCUCCGCUUUAAGAUCAAGCUGAUCUUGUUUACAACAGUCUACAGAAAUUCCUUUGAAUCAUCCAUGAUCUCGUUUUGUGGAUCUGUGUUUUUAAACCAAGAUUUGAAGAUUGCUCUACUUGCACCUUUUUUAUACAGUAUCCGUUCAUACUCCGUAUAAUUCAUCAUUAGUGCCACAUUGAUCCAAAGCACGGAACACAGAAACAUUUAAAGUGCUCAUAUUAUUCAAAUUUUCAGGUUCAUAAUUGUAUUUAGAGAUUAUAUCAGAAU
Messenger RNA from Perca flavescens (yellow perch), 1430 nucleotides. RefSeq names its product transmembrane protein 51a (gene tmem51a). Lineage: Eukaryota; Metazoa; Chordata; Actinopteri; Perciformes; Percidae. The record is from RefSeq and is a predicted model, not a curated record. Bases 321 to 1172 code for a protein of 283 amino acids. The transcript has 3 exons.